CGCGUCUGAUCUGCCCUGAGCGUCAGGCGAAGAAGUUAGCAUUACAUUCAGUACGCUGCUGCCUCUCAGCGUACAUAGCAGCAGUCACUGGACCAGCCUCUCUGACAACUUAACGAAGCCCGAGAAGAGCCGAGGACGUGUGAGGACAGAGUUUAGUCAAACAAUCCCUUUGGUCUGCCUCCACUCUGCUUGUUAGCUGUUUGCCAAGCGAGUUAUUUUCUGGGGUCCGAGGAAACAUGAGCUUUCUUUUUGGAAACCGUUCAUCCAAGACGUUCAAGCCCAAAAAGAAUAUCCCGGAGGGUUCACAUCAGUACGAGCUGUUGAAACAUGCAGAGGCCACACUGGGAAGUGGAAACCUGCGCAUGGCAGUCAUGUUGCCCGAGGGUGAAGACUUAAAUGAAUGGGUCGCAGUCAACACUGUGGAUUUCUUCAACCAGAUCAACAUGCUAUAUGGUACUAUCACAGACUUUUGCACAGAGGAAAGCUGUCCAGUCAUGUCUGCUGGCCCUAAGUAUGAGUACCAUUGGGCUGAUGGAACCAACAUCAAGAAGCCCAUCAAAUGUUCCGCUCCCAAGUAUAUUGAUUACCUCAUGACCUGGGUGCAGGACCAGCUUGACGAUGAAACACUCUUCCCUUCAAAGAUCGGUGUCCCCUUUAAGCGAAACUUUAUGUCCGUGGCGAAGACCAUUCUGAAGCGCCUGUUCAGGGUCUACGCCCACAUCUACCACCAGCACUUUGACUCUGUCAUGCAGCUGCAAGAGGAGGCCCACCUCAACACGUCGUUCAAACACUUCAUCUUUUUUGUUCAGGAGUUCAACCUCAUUGACAGGAAAGAGCUGGUCCCACUACAGGAGCUGAUUGAAAAACUGACAACCAAGGAUAGAUAAACAGCAAUGAAAUCCUCAUUUUAUUGGUCUUCUAGUUUUUUGCACAGAUACCCACCCCACCCUGGCUGUACGUAUGCAGUAUAUACUAUAUUUCCAUUUGGGGAAAUGUUUUUAAAAAAGGCCAGGAAGAAGGAAGGGUCUUGAUAGGUUUAAGGCACCAGGACUAAUGCUAUCAGGGAUAACACACUUAAUUGAACAAACCACAGAUUAACGUAUUAGAGAAAAUGGUUUUAGCUGUAUGGAAAAAUCCCCAGUGUUCAGUCAUGGCUUACAUUUAGGAUAGUAUAGAUAUAUUAGUUUUCUAUUAGACUGCACAGAUUUUUUUUUUUUUUUUUCCACUUGGAUUUAUGGCAAUAUGAGGCAUUUCCAUGGUCUUAAAUUCCUAUUUCCAACUCACUCACAGGAGAGAAUGCAGUGUAAGCAAAGUUGCUGUAUCGUGGUAGGAGGGUUUUGUUGGUGUUAUGGCAAGAAUUUAAGCCAGCCUUUUAGCCAAUUCAACAGCAGUAGCUAGUUAUUUUAUUCAUUUAAACUACAUCGAAGGAGCUGGGUUGCGGUUUGCUACUGUUCACAUCUUUAAUAUCCCACAUCUGUCAAUACAAAAGAAUCGUAAGUGCCUAGCAUGGCUCAUAAUUGCCCUAUAUCACCAGUGAGAACUGUAAGUAGAUAAAGGCCAUAUACCACUGACAAGCUGGACACAGCGUUAAACUUUCCACUCAACCUUCUUUUAAGUUUCUGUGGUUCUAAAUCGCCUCUUACACCCCUUUUCUAUCUGUACUGUAACUAGGUUCAAAAAUUAUUUUAUCUGUUCUGUGCAGGUUAUGAUAAAUGAAUGUGUUGAAGGACAUAGAGGUGAAGCUAGAAUAUAGUCAUGUUGUAGCAGGGACUGAAAAUUAACUAAACUUUUCGCGUUUUCUAGUAACAUGUUCCUGUGUACUAGUUUCUUCCCCCAAAACUUUAAGUAGAAACACAUUUUAGGAAAGGUCUGCAAGGGAUCUAAAACCUUAAAGUGUAUAAAUAAGGUCAGUAGUAGUAGAUAAUUGUGUUACAACUUCCACUGUUUAAAAAUAACAGUAUUUCUUGAAUUGGAUUUUGCAGCAUCCCUUGUUAUUUCACUAGCCAUAAAGCACUUUGAACAAUUUUCCUGACCUCUCUUGCCUGAAUGUUUAUUCUGCAUAGGCCGUGCUUUGUGAGAAGCUGUAUCAUGUGACUGAUCAGAGUUUGUUUCUUCCCUCAUGUUUCCCCAAAUGAAUGUUGAAUUGCUUAACCUCCUCUGAAAUCAGCUAUAAGGCACAAGUGAGAUUUCUUAUGCUUUUGUAUGGUUUGAGUUGUUGCUGUGCUUCAGACAGCAGAUGCAUGUACCCUUCCCCGAUCUCAAAGUGUAGUUUACUAUGCAAAAAUUGACACAACACUAAAAGGGUUACCAGUUGGCUCAUUCAUACUUUAUAUCCGAUGCUAAUUUUCCUUUAUAGUGCUUAAAUUCUGGUGUAUGUAAAAACAUAGAAUUGCUUCUCAUUCAGGUUUGGUUUCAGAAAAAGGUGACAUGAACAUUUUAUAUCUGAAAUUUGUCGGAGAGGUGUAAUACUUCAUUGCACACAUGUAAAUACUGAGGGUUAGACCUGUCUUAAGAGUAAUUUUCAGAGCAUGGAGUGGUAGCUUUUGGUUUAAAGAAUGCGUUGAGUCUUUUUAGAGGCUGCUCCCCCUCCCCCGUUUGGAUAUUAAAUUUUGUUUGUUUUAAAUGUUGAGUAUCUGUUUCACUUCCUUAGCUAACUAUUAUGAAUGUUACUGCUCAUCAAAUAUCUGAAAAUGUAAUAGAAAAUCAGUCAUCCUGAAAGCAUCUCAUCCUUAUGAAAUGCCCAUAACAUAGCCUAUUGCCUACAGUUUUUCCUCCUUGACUGUAAUAAUUGAUGAAAUGUUUGUAAAUAAUGGCUUGGUAGGGGUUUUCAAUGCUACUGAAUUGAUUUAUGCUGUUUACAAGGCAAAUAAAGGUGGUCUUGACUCUUUGAA
Messenger RNA from Xiphias gladius (swordfish), 2891 nucleotides. Its product is annotated as MOB kinase activator 1B. The record is from RefSeq and is a predicted model, not a curated record. NCBI's taxonomy places the organism in Eukaryota, Metazoa, Chordata, Actinopteri, Istiophoriformes, Xiphiidae. Bases 237 to 887 code for a protein of 216 amino acids. The transcript has 7 exons. Gene Ontology annotation, cellular component: cytoplasm; nucleus. Gene Ontology annotation, molecular function: protein kinase activator activity. Gene Ontology annotation, biological process: hippo signaling; positive regulation of protein phosphorylation.